CCGGCGCCGGCCGCGCGGCGCACCGCCAGCAGGGGCGCCGCCAGCACCACGCCGAGCAGGAAGCGCGCCGGUCUGUGGAAAGGGCUGUUUUCGCGCCGCCGGAGCGAGAGCGCUUACUGAGCGUUGGGUCGGGCCGAGUGCGUGCCGGGGGCCUUAUUUAAUGAUUCCAUUUGUCUUGUGUCGGGUUGGUCGGUCAAUCAUCAUCUUCGGGGCCAGGUCGGUUGCGUGCUUUGAGGAGCGCAACAAGGAAAGAAAGAAGGGGAACUGUAAGAUAAAGAAUGAAGAGAGAGAGGGGGCAGGGCUAAACAAAAUACCGGGCUGUCAGGUUAGGUUCCGGUAGGUGGGCAUGAUAUCCAAAAUUUGCUUGUUAGAAGGACGAAUUAGUAAUGAGACAUGAGGCUUUUUUAUUGCCAGAU
Messenger RNA from Lasiosphaeria miniovina, 416 nucleotides. RefSeq lists its product as uncharacterized. The record is from RefSeq and is a predicted model, not a curated record. NCBI's taxonomy places the organism in Eukaryota, Fungi, Ascomycota, Sordariomycetes, Sordariales, Lasiosphaeriaceae. Bases 161 to 340 code for a protein of 59 amino acids. The transcript has a single exon.